Messenger RNA from Canis lupus familiaris (dog), 2090 nucleotides. RefSeq names its product premelanosome protein (gene PMEL). Gene Ontology annotation, cellular component: melanosome. The coding region runs from base 6 to 1982 and encodes 658 amino acids. The record is from RefSeq and is marked validated. The transcript has 11 exons. Gene Ontology annotation, biological process: melanosome organization. NCBI's taxonomy places the organism in Eukaryota, Metazoa, Chordata, Mammalia, Carnivora, Canidae.
ACAAGAUGAAUCUGGUGCCGAGAAAAUGCCUUCUCCAUGUGGCUGUGAUGGGUGUUCUUCUGGCUGUGGGGGCCACAGAAGGACCCAGAGACCAGGACUGGCUUGGUGUCCCAAGGCAGCUCACAACUAAAGCCUGGAACAGACAGCUGUAUCCAGAGUGGACAGAAACCCAGAGGCCUGACUGCUGGAGAGGUGGCCAGGUGUCCCUGAAGGUCAGUAAUGAUGGGCCUACACUGGUUGGUGCAAAUGCCUCCUUCUCUAUUGCCCUGCACUUCCCUGAAAGCCAAAAGGUACUGCCAGAUGGGCAGGUUGUCUGGGCCAACAACACUAUCAUCGAUGGGAGCCAGGUGUGGGGAGGACAGCCAGUGUAUCCCCAGGUACUUGAUGAUGCCUGCAUCUUCCCUGAUGGGAGGGCCUGCCCAUCUGGCCCUUGGUCUCAGACAAGAAGCUUUGUUUAUGUCUGGAAGACCUGGGGCCAAUACUGGCAAGUUCUGGGGGGUCCAGUGUCUGGGCUGAGCAUUGUGACAGGCAAGGCGGUGCUGGGCACACAUACCAUGGAAGUGACUGUCUACCACCGCCGGGAGUCCCAGAGCUACGUGCCCCUUGCUCACUCCUGCUCAGCCUUCACCAUUACUGACCAGGUGCCCUUCUCCGUGAGUGUGUCUCAGCUGCAGGCCUUGGAUGGAGGGAACAAGCAUUUCCUGAGAAAUCAUCCUCUGACCUUUGCCCUCCGGCUCCAUGACCCCAGCGGCUAUUUGUCUGGGGCUGACCUCUCCUACACCUGGGACUUUGGAGACCAUACCGGGACCCUGAUCUCUCGGGCACUUGUGGUCACUCACACUUACCUAGAGUCUGGCCCAAUCACUGCCCAGGUGGUCCUGCAGGCUGCCAUUCCUCUCACUUCCUGUGGCUCCUCCCCAGUUCCAGUCACCACAGAUGGGCAUGCGCCAACUGCAGAGAUCCCUGGCACCACAGCUGGGCGAGUGCCUACUGCAGAAGUCAUAAGUACUACACCUGGUCAGGUGCCAACUGCAGAGCCCUCGGGAGCAACAGCAGUGCAGAUGACGACCACGGAGGUCACAGGCACUACGCUUGCACAGAUGCCAACUACAGAGGGCAUAGGUACUACACCUGAGCAGGUGCCAACCUCAGAGGUCAUAAGUACCACACUUGCAGAGACCACAGGUACAACACCUGAAGGGUCAACCGCAGAGCCCUCUGGAACCACAGGCGAGCAGGUAACGACUAAAGAGUCAGUGGAGCCCACAGCUGGAGAGGGACCCACGCCUGAGACCAAGGGUCCAGAUACCAAUCUGUUCGUGCCUACAGAAGGUAUUACAGGUUCCCAGAGCGCCCUGCUGGAUGGCACAGCUACCUUAAUCCUGGCAAAGCGAGAAACCCCCCUGGAUUGUGUUCUGUAUCGAUAUGGCUCCUUUUCUCUCACCCUGGACAUUGUCCGGGGUAUUGAGAAUGCUGAGAUCCUGCAGGCUGUGCCAUCCAGUGAAGGGGAUGCAUUUGAGCUGACUGUGUCUUGCCAAGGCGGACUGCCCAAGGAAGCCUGCAUGGACAUCUCAUCACCAGGGUGCCAGCCCCCUGCCCAGAGGCUAUGUCAGCCUGUGCCGCCCAGCCCAGCCUGCCAGCUGGUUUUGCACCAAGUGCUGAAGGGUGGCUCAGGGACCUACUGCCUCAAUGUGUCUUUGGCUGAUGCUAACAGUCUGGCAAUGGUCAGCACUCAGCUUGUAAUGCCUGGUCAAGAAGCAGGCGUUGGACAGGCUCCCCUGUUCAUGGGCAUCUUGCUGGUGUUGCUGGCUAUGGUGCUGGUAUCUCUGAUAUAUAGGCGAAGACUUCUGAAGCAGGGCUCAGCUCUCCCCCUUCCCCAGCUACCACGUGGUAGCACCCACUGGCUACGCCUGCCCCAGGUCUUCCGCUCUUGCCCCAUUGGUGAGAACAGACCCCUCCUCAAUGGGCAGCAGCAGGUCUGAGGACUCUCAUGUGAUGCUGUGAUUUGCCGAGGGUGGACAGCAAUGCCUAUCUUUUCUCCAGACUUCCCUUGGAGACUACCAUUACCUGAAAUAAAUACUCAGAACCUG